UUCAUUCAUGGAAUUGCAUUGUAUUUCUUUUUUUUUGCUCUUUGUGAUAGUCAUCAUAACAAGUUUCUUAUCUAUAAAAACCAUAAAAACUAGGGUUCGAUUUUUUUUGGAGAUUAGUAACACGAUCAACAACCUCUCGACAUUGUUUUUUUUGCUACAUCCAUAACAGGAAAAUAGUUUUGUAAACAGCCUCCCCCUCAUGCACUGCUGGUAACAGCAUUUUUUACUUUCCCAAUAACACAAGUUCGUAAACAGCGCCAGACGAUUUGUACGAAGAAAAAUAAUAAGUGGGUGAAGUGACGUGUUUAUGAUCUGCUGAUGUCUGAAACACCGAUAGUCGUUUCAUUCUGUGCGCCGCUCGAUAUGGGCGGGUGUGAGUGAGUCAACUGCUCCGCCACCUGUGAUGCGAAUGGAUUUUCGUCUGAUGGUUGCUUGUUUACAAUCGUUCGAGUCAGUUAGUUCAAAAGCACGACGAGCCUCCGGAGCCUCCUGAGUUGGUGUUUUCUAAAAUUUGGUAGAGAAUUUUUCUCAUUCAUCAACGGAAAACGUCAGUGGAAGGAAGUGUUUUCAGAAGAGAGAAUGAAACUUAUUGCUGAAAAGUGGUGAAGUAUUGAAAAAAAGGACUAGUGAAAUUCUAGGUGCCAAGGCCAGUGAAAAAAAUCAUUUGUGAUUUGAAAGACUUUUGUUUAAAAACUAGACUCUGUUUAUCAAACGUAUAAAACAUUAUGCAGUAAAAAUAAUGCACAGUGAGUACAAAAAGUACAGCAAAUUCUGCGCGGGUGGCGGUUUGGUGUCGAUCCUUGGCUGGGUGGGAUAUGAGGCCUACCGGAUGCAUUCGGCGUUGAGCCAUUUAGUCGACACUCGAGUGCUGGAAAUUGACCGGAAGCGACCGGAUUAUAUUUACAUCAAACAUCACAUCUAUAGGCAGUCCCUGCUGGAACAGCUAGAACAGGAACGGCAGAACAGCAAGCUGGUGAAUGUUGUUGUACAUCCCUUCGGCAAGUGGUGGAGGACCCUGAAGCACUCCGUGGCCUGGCGCCUGCUACGAAUCGCUCAAAAGGGCGAGCAAAGCGAGCGCCUGAAGGCUAUCAAGCAGCUGGCUUUGAUUGAUCAUUUGAAAGGCAACUUAGUACAAGAUUGGGACUUCCAGCACUUGGCCCAGCUUUGCGAUGCCCAGACGGCGAUCUCUCUAGCGCGUUCGAACUGUGAUUCACGGUGGUUUCUACCACCACGGCAGUACGGUGUGGAAAAAGAAAUCCACGAUGUGCUGGGCGACAUCAAGCGUCUUAUCGAAAUGCUGAUUCCGGAUCGUUGCGCGGCGUAUGUGCUGGAACACACAUUUGCUGCCCACCAUAUCAAGGAACCGGUGGGUGAUGACGGAAUCGACUAUCGGCUCAGUCUUUCCCGCUUUGAGCAUGAACUGCUAAAGCAAGCUCUGAGUGCUCUGGUUCAUCUGACCAUUGCGAAGGAAAACUGUCGGAAGAUCAUCGAGGCGGGUGGAUUGCUGGCGCUUAUUGAAGCGGAAAAAUUGUUCAAAGACAACAUCGAUGUCAAGCUGAUUCUGUCCAGAAUCGUGGCCAACCUAUCCGUGUGCGGAGAUCGAGCGUACGACUUUUUCGCCAGUGGCUGGAUUAGCAUAUUGUCCCGCUGGCAGAAGGACAUCGACAUGCGGAUGCAGGUGACAACCGAUCUGACACUGUCGAACCUCGAUCGGGACGAUCCCAACUGCUUCAGCUAUGAGUCGAAUGUGUAUCCACUUUAUCCGAAGGGUCGCAGGAAACGGAAACCGGAUGUCGAUGUUGUGUUCAUUCAUGGUCUCUUAGGUGGAGUAUUUGUCACAUGGCGUCAGAAAGAUCUGAAGCCCCAGGCAGCCAGUCUACUAGGUAAGAAACAUUCAUCAGUAAAUCUAGUGUCCUCCGCUGUCACGCAAGGCAACGGAUCAGUUAGCAGCCCAUCGCCGACUGUGGGGGCAUCCCGCCGGGUCACCAGAUUGUUCCACUGGUCUGCGAAAAAAUCAUCCUUCGAUGAGGAAGGUGACCAUAGGCAGCAGCAGUUGUUAGCAGAGGAUCGCGCAGAAGAGGGAAUAGCACCGUACAAGGACGAACUGCUAACGCUGCAACCAACGCCACCAAAGCGGCACCCGUCGAUAAGCGAUACUGCCACCAAGGAGCUCAUACAAGCCCUCCAGGAGGAUGAACCGCUCAGCUCGGAGUGGUCGGUUAUCUUUCCCGAUCUUCCACUGGUUGCGGACGAAAAAUAUACCAGCCCUCGCGUGCGUAAUACCGAGGGCCGCUACAGUGUAUCCGGGGAAAAGUGGCUGCAGGAACCGCUCGGGGACGAAUCCGUGGGGCGUUCGUUCUGCUGGCCGAUGGAGUGGCUGCCGAAGGAUUUUCCCAACAUUCGCGUCAUUGGACUGAACUACGAUUCGUCGCUGUCGCAGUGGUCUGCCAGUGGUUGUCCGUGCGAAAAGUACGACGGCAAGCUGGAGAAGCGUGCAAUGGAGUUCCUGAAAAAGCUAGCGCAUUCAAACAUCGGCCAGGACCGACCGGUGGUUUGGGUUGGUCACUCGAUGGGGGGCUUACUGAUUAAAAGUAUUAUUGUACAGGCCGCCAGCAGUGGCGAUCCAGCCGUUCGACAAAUCGCUCAUAAUUCCCGUGCCAUUAUGUUCCUUGGAACGCCCCAUCGAGGCAGCGCAGUGGCCAAGCUGAAACAGCACACAUCCGCACUGGUUUGGCCAUCAGUAGAAGUUCGUGAAUUGGAGGAAAACUCGAAACAGUUGCUACAUUUGAACAAAACCUUUUUGAAGACGAUCUGCAGCUUCCGUCGAAAGCCGGAAAUCGUAAGCGUCUGCGAGGGACGGCCCACGGUGCUGACCUCGUUCAAGCUGGCCUUCCACAUCGUUCCGGAGCAGUCCGCCCGGAUUGACGAAGGGGACUUCUACCUGACCGGUGACGAUCAUCUUAAUCUCAGCAAACCGGUCUGCCGGCAGUCUUUCCUGUACCAGCGACUAAUCGGGACUAUCUGGUGUGCAAUGCAGUCCGCCAAAGAGUGCGGCAGGGAAACGGACGACGAGGAGAAACUUUCCGGUGGAAAAGGACAUGACAACGGUAAGAAGGGAAACUCGGUGUUCAAUGAUGUGUACCGGCGGUUGAAACAGAUGGACAAAAUCAAUGUGUUUCUCUAGUUGACGAGUUUUUUUGCUCGUAUUUUUAAACAUUCUUUUUGUUAUACAUAUAUUUAUUGCAAACUGAAGACAACACAAUGUAUACAUGAUGGUAUAUCUUAAAAUGGUUUUGUAUGUGACUCGGCUAAAACGUUCCGAAGAACGAAUGUAAACAAUCUAAGCUCGCUUUUAUUCUGAAUUGUUGAUUCUAAGUAAAAACAUCUAGUAUGCGUUGGCAGAGUGAGAAAGAACAUGAACGUGGUAUAAAUAUAAUGAAUUCACGAGUCCAAGCAAUGUUAUCAUAGUAGUCCAUGCGGAUGGCAGUUAUUAUUUGAAAUUUGAGAAAACUUUGUGAAUUAAUUUUCCGAUCCAUUUGAAUCAGCAGAAAUGUAGACAGUCUUCUCACCAUUUUACUUCAAAUUGUUCCAGGAAAGUAUUUCAAAUGGCUUGCCGGGUAUGCCGCCGGACAUCGCCUCAAGAAAGAUCAAGCAUCCAGUGUUAAGGUUCGGUUGACGCAACUUCGAAAAAAAUAAUCGCGAAUGGCGGAUGCUAAUUGGUGAGCAAGAUUUCUGCACUUUAUCGAUUUCCGUACAUUUUGUGAAACAAAAAAAUCUGAAUAUACGUAUAGUACGUAAUA
This is a messenger RNA of Wyeomyia smithii (pitcher-plant mosquito), 3800 nucleotides long. RefSeq names its product protein SERAC1. Bases 740 to 3184 code for a protein of 814 amino acids. Lineage: Eukaryota; Metazoa; Arthropoda; Insecta; Diptera; Culicidae. The transcript is spliced from 6 exons. The record is from RefSeq and is a predicted model, not a curated record.